Messenger RNA from Thunnus maccoyii (southern bluefin tuna), 3413 nucleotides. RefSeq names its product angiopoietin-like 1b (gene angptl1b). The transcript has 5 exons. Lineage: Eukaryota; Metazoa; Chordata; Actinopteri; Scombriformes; Scombridae. Gene Ontology annotation, biological process: cell surface receptor protein tyrosine kinase signaling pathway. The record is from RefSeq and is a predicted model, not a curated record. Bases 298 to 1752 code for a protein of 484 amino acids.
CUCAAACUACAGAGAAAAUCACACCAUCAGCCUCCCUCUUUCCGUAUAUGGACCACCCUCUACUGUUCUCCUAGUGGACGGUGUUUGCUUGUGCCUCAGCUGUAUGCAGGCCUUCAUUCUCAAUGAGAGCAAAGACAGAGGGAGACUGAGAGUGAGGUGAGGAGAAUGGAGAGCAUGAAACUUCAUAGAAAACACAUCUGAGAUACCAACCUGGCUGCUACCUGCACCUCCUGGACCACUGACUGAACUCACUGACGAAGAUCUCUAGCUUGUUUGGUGAUAAAUCGAGGGGGAACCAUGGGACCUGGAAAGUGGAGCCUAUUUAUUCUGUUUGGUUUGUCCCUCUGGAGCAACAGCCAAGCCCUCAGUAAGAACCCUAUCCUCUCCCGGAUACGAAGGGCUCCAGAGGCCAAUGGGGAAAACAAGAAGUGCUCCUACACCUUCCUGGUCCCCGAGCAGAAGAUCACAGGCCCCAUCUGUGCAGCCCGGGGUUAUGCAACUGAUAAGGACAGAGUGACGCGCCUUGAUGUGGCUGCGGUGCGUGACCUUCUGUCAAAGCAACGUCGGGAGAUGGAGACUUUGAAGCUGGUGGUGGAUGUGGAUGGCAACUUGGUGAACGAGAUGAAGCUGUUGAGGAAAGAGAGCAGGAACAUGAACUCCAGAGUGACCCAGCUCUACAUGCAGCUGCUGCAUGAAAUCAUCAGGAAGAGGGACAACUCACUGGAGUUGGCGCAGUUGGAGACACGCAUCCUUAACGCUACCACUGAGUCAUUGCGUCUAGCCUCCCGGUACAGGGAACUGGAGGCCAAAUACUCUGCCCUGUCUGCAGUGGUGAACAACCAGUCAGUGCUGAUUGGAGCCCUGGAAGAGCGUUGUAUGCAGGUAUACAGUCGCAGGCAUGAGCAGCCACCUAUGGGUCCUCCAAUGGUGCAGGUGGUGCCUGAAAAUAUUCCUGUUAAUGUGCCACGUUUCACAAAUGAGAUCCAAAGGGACAAUACUAGAGGAUUUGCCCGGGAAAGGGGCUCUCGCUCUGGGCCUUCACCCACAAGUGGCACCCUGGAAGUCCAGAAACCUCCUCAGAGGAACUUCAGUGCUGAAGGCCCAUUCAGAGAUUGCCUCGAUGCCCAGGAAGCCGGCCACACCACCAGCGGCAUGUACCUGAUCAGACCAGACGAGACAGAGAGGCCAGUGCAGGUCUGGUGUGAACAGGAUAUAGACAACGGGGGCUGGGCUGUUAUCCAGAGCAGGAGAGACGGAUCGGUUAACUUCUUCAGGAACUGGGAUAACUACAAGAGCGGCUUUGGCAACAUAGAUGGGGAGUACUGGCUCGGUCUUGAAGGCAUAUACAACCUGGGAAGGCAGGGGGACAACAAGCUACUGGUGGAGCUGGAGGACUGGAUGGGCAAGAAGGUGUAUGCUCAGUACAGCAGCUUCCACCUGGAGCCGGAGAGCGAAGGUUACCGCCUGCGGUUGGGCAUCUACCAGGGCAACGCUGGGGACUCCCUCAGCAGCAACAAUGGCAAACAGUUCACUACUCUGGAUCGAGACAAGGAUGCCUUCUCAGGUAACUGUGCCCAUUUCCAUAAAGGAGGCUGGUGGUACAAUGCUUGCGGCCAAUCCAAUCUUAACGGUGUCUGGUACACCGGAGGCGUCUACAGAAGCAAAUUCCAAGAUGGGAUCUUCUGGGCCGACUACGGCGGAGGCUUCUACUCCAUGAAGGGUGUCCGCAUGAUGAUCAGGCCCAUAGACUGAGGAGAUACUGUAAACCAGCCUGGUGCAGGGGCAGCUGUGGAGGCCAGGGCACACUUGAACCUGACUCUAAAUUGUGACUGUAUAUGUCAUCAGCAAUUGGUUGAUCCUAGCUAAAAGAACUACACCAAUGGAGAUUACCAACCAUCAGUUGUGACUUGAAUUGCCUCCUGUAACCAACAUGGACUCUUUACUGUAUAUCACAAUAGAUGCAUAAAUAGAGGGAUUUAGAGGACAUGACUAUUUAUAAGCCAUACAGCUCCUUUAACCACCAAAUGUAUAUGAUGGUGAAGGGAUAUUAAGAACUGCCGGUGCAGAUAUUUUACAGCUAGAUAAUGCAAGCUGUCUGUAUGAUUAAGAAACCACAGUGUUUUCCUCAUUACUCGGUCACCCCAUGGAGAGGAGGCGCCAUGUCCUAACAGAAUUUCAUCUGUAUUGAUUUCAUUCAUAAGCUUUAGCGUCACAGAAUCUAAAUGCAGCUCUUCCUACCUCGCCAAGAAAAACGUCUUGGGGAAACACUCAUACAUGGUAUUUAACUUGUGCUAAGUUGCUGGAAACUACAUUUUGUUAAUACCUAUAUAGAUUUAUUUAGACUCUGUAUCCACCUCUAGAUCUGAAAAGACCAACACCUUAAGAUGUUGGAGAAAGGAAGGUGGUUUAAAAUGUUUUAUUGUACGUCUGAUUACACAAAAAUGGUGCUGAUUUUAGUUUUUCUCUCUACACUUAAAAUGACCUUUAUGCUGUAUGUUAAAUUACUUUGUCCAAAUGCAGAUGACCAGAAAUGAUAAUUUAUGUGUACAAUUAACUUAUCAUAACAGUGAAAAGGGCCAGGUGUCCUGAGGGAACAGUAAAUGAUCCCACAGAAAAUAGAACUAAUUUCCUCCACUGCAUUUAUGACAAUCAUUCUCAAAGUGUGCACAUAUGGAAAUUGCUGUUGUAUGUUUUUCUCAUUCGGCUGUUGAUUAAAUUUCAGUAUGACUCCGGGAAAAACAAAGCAUUGUUGAAAGAGAAAAAAGAUGGAAUUACCUUUUGUUUUGAGUGGUUUUUGAGCACGAAAAAUAUGCCGACCAAGCGUGCUGAGAAUUAUAGGCACUGGGACAGACAACGAGAAACACAUUGCUAAAAGCCAGACAGGAUGAAGAGAGAAAAAGAGGAGAGGGGAGGGGAUGAACUGGGAUGGAAUUGGUCCAAAUUUCCAAGUUAUUUUUCCCCCCUCUUCCUUUUAAAUACAGAGAAAUUUACAUUCUUUCCACACAAAAGUGCUUGAACUGUAUGUUUUCUUAAAAGUAUCUUUCAUUGACAAAGUCAUGGGUCCCUGCACUCUGUAAUCACCGGUAUGGAAGGAAAGUUGCAUCCUUUUGGGGAAACCAUCCCAGAGGAGGGGCAGUGGGUUUGAACUGGUGGGUUUGCUUUGAACAACAGCACUGCAUCCACAGCACAUGAAAGAAAAACAGCCUUUGGUCUCCAAGCUGAAAAUAGACCCUUGUUUUGCACUGUUUUUCUUAUUUACCACAAUGGCCCUCACACCCAUCUCUUUAACAAACUUUUAUGAAGCAAAAAAAGCACAAAGCAGGGUCAAACCCAGCAGGACAUGAAAACAUGUUUAUGGACAUGUAAAAAAGCAAUGUCUUAUAAAAAUGGCAUUAUAAUGUUAAAAUUAAAUU